AUGAAUUUGUUAAAUUCAUAUAAAUUGAUAUACUACAUUUUUAUUCUCUUAUUUCAAGUUCGAAGCAAAUAUUCCAAAGCAAUCAACCUUCUUUCCAGUUCCCAAUCUGAUGUGCAAGUCCUAGAAGUCGAUCUCGCCAAAUCAGUCCAUUGUGUUGACUUUGAGAAGAAAGCAAUACUACAAUGCAAACCAAGACAUGUACUGAUUGUACACGCAGCCCAGUGGUCAGAUGCAUCAUGCAGUGAAAAAAACCAAUUCGAGGCAAAACAACUAACUGAUAAAAAAUUUCACUUUUUUGACAGAACGGAGACUUUGAAGCAGCUCUGUGACGGGUUAUCAUACUGUUUUCUAAAGCCCUCUAAAACCAGGAAUAGUGAGCAGAGUAAUACCUUUCUAGGUGACCCACUUUAUUAUCAUACUCUAGAGAGUACCACAAAGUCCUAUUCUUUAACAGUCUCAGUAUCCUGUCUGAACCGAGAACUCACGGUCAGAGGAAGAAAAGUAACAGAUACGAUAGUAAACAAGGACAAGAAUAUUCAGUUUGGGUGCAAUGAAGAUGAGCAGAUUCAUUUAUCCGUCACAAGAGUGGACGGAUACACUCAAGAUGGGCCGAAUCGCUCAUUAACUUUUUUCAAUUUCGGCCCCGAGUUAUUUAGCUGCAAUUUAAAGCAAAAGUGUACAGUUACCACAGAACAACUUAAAAAAUGCGAAGUCGAGAAGGGCAUGGCCUUUGGAACUGGACUACUGGUUUAUUACUGCAGAAAACCGUUGAGAUUUUCAUUUUGUGAUCAUGUGAAGGUAACAGGUACGAAUUCUAGUACCGUUGAUAAAUUCGUUCUGUACGCUGAACAGGACUCCCAAGUAAAAGUAAAGGCACCAAUUUUUACUGUGCUCAGUACUGAGUCUGCCGUCUGGUCGACAUAUGAUAAGUUAACAGACAAUGAAGUAAAAAAGGAUCGCAAGGAACUACUGAAGUUCCUGUGUGAUGAUCGCAAUUACUGUGCAUUUACCCCUAAGCGUUCAGCCGCUGGACCUCACGAGUCUUCUUUCGAAGAAGUGCAUUUCGGAGGAAUUUUAAAUGAGACAAAGCCCCUUGUUCUCUUGGUGACUUUCUUCACAAAACCCUUGAAACAUUUGAAGAGUCUCACUGAAAAGGGUGUGAAAACAGUUAAGGUAAAUUUGGGAGAAAAACUCUCCCUUCAGUGUGGAGCUCAAGAAGAGGGCACUCUACAUGUUCUUUCGGCCGUAGCUGGCCCUAGAAAUCAAACAGAUGUAGAUGACCAGACUGAUUCUGUAAAAUUUAAAGAUCUCACUAAGGUUAUGUAUAAGAUAUGUUAUCGUAGAAGGACUUGUGAAUGGAACAUGAACCCACAAAGACUCCACGAAGUUGUGGAUCCCAGUACGGUACAACGUAGUGCCCUUGAAGUAGCUAGUGCUCUGCAAAUGAACGCUCAAUUAGAAACUACUAGAGAAACUACACAAGUGAACACCCCCCUCCACUCUGCAUUGGCAGAACAGGAAAUUACAGUUAAGUACAUGUGUAAAAAGUAUACACAUGACCCAAGUCUUGUCGACAUGCCAGGACAAACAACAGCAUUCCUUGAAAUGUCUAAAGGUGAGACUCACUCCUUAGUGGAUAAGGAACAAGCAGAGACUGUUCAGCUAACUAAAAGUACGAAACUGUUUAUUAACUUGGAGGUGUUUGGAAAUUUCAAAGUUCAGGUUGGGGAUUUUUUCGAAAUAGAUGUCCCUGAAGGUUCUAAUAAUACAGUUGACGCCUUUUUUGUUAAUAAUAAAGAGUCCAAGUUAACUAAAAAUUUAGCGAGGAAAUCAACUAGGUAUGUUUUUUAUUUGGGCUUUGCAGAAGAUAACGCUCUCGAUUUUUCUCUGGACGCUUCUGACGGAGUUAAUAGCGAGAAAAUGGCCGGAAAGGUAACUGCAGCUUCACCUUUACAAUAUCCAAUUUCACUAAAGGAUGUUGUGAAGGCAAAGGGUUCAAUAGUAGGUAUGCGAGUAUAUCUUGUAAAACAUAAUGUAAAUUAA
Theileria annulata is the source of this 2043-nucleotide messenger RNA. RefSeq lists its product as uncharacterized. The record is from RefSeq and is a predicted model, not a curated record. Lineage: Eukaryota; Apicomplexa; Aconoidasida; Piroplasmida; Theileriidae. The transcript has 3 exons. The coding region runs from base 1 to 2043 and encodes 680 amino acids.